AUGAUUUUAGCUCCCGAGUGGUCGGAGGAUCUCCAGACCAAGCUUCUGCUGGACAACAGCAUGACUCAGCCGUCAGUCCACGUGUAUCUGUUCCCUCUUGAGCCUGCCUCCCAGCCCGGCCCGCCCUCGAGGUCUGCACAGAGCCCAGCUGAGCUCCCGUGUCAAAGAGCAGCUUCCUGGCAGCUGUCUGCUGCACACACGGCCGUGUCUGCGUCAGGGCUCCUGUCCUCGCUCGGCCCGCCCUGCCCGUGUCCACACGUCUGCGGUCUACGGCUGAAGGCAGAUCGUUGA
Molecule: messenger RNA, 291 nt
Organism: Rangifer tarandus platyrhynchus (Svalbard reindeer)
Lineage: Eukaryota; Metazoa; Chordata; Mammalia; Artiodactyla; Cervidae
Source: the annotation of a GenBank genome assembly